Molecule: messenger RNA, 21867 nt
Organism: Uloborus diversus
Lineage: Eukaryota; Metazoa; Arthropoda; Arachnida; Araneae; Uloboridae
Exons: 25
Coding region: 73-21867 (7264 amino acids)
Biological process (GO): protein linear polyubiquitination
Cellular component (GO): LUBAC complex
Molecular function (GO): ubiquitin protein ligase activity; K63-linked polyubiquitin modification-dependent protein binding; zinc ion binding
Source: RefSeq, a predicted model, not a curated record
AGGUGGUAACUUUAGCAGUGGCACUGCCACUGACCUUCGUACUUCUGAUCGACAUCGAACUGAACAUAGAACAUGGAAGAAACUGAAAAAUUAACCGUUGAUCCGAUUCCCAAGGGCGACGAAUCACCGAGCUCUCAGGGCAAAACGUGCGCCCUCUGUGGCUGCUCGACUCCCGCGGUUCGAUGCGAUCGCUGCGGCAGCCAGAUCUUCUGCCUCUCUUGCGACGACAUGUACCACAAGCACCCCAAGAGGAGGCUCCACCUCCGCAAGGCCGUGGACAGCAUCUGGAACUCUUCAAGGUCGCCCAGGCUCAGACGCAGGACGGACUUGCCCGGGGACCCUUCCAAGAUUCCCAUCCCCCCUCCGCGAACGAAGAAGCGGGAAAGGCACAGCAUCGGGGGCCGCAUCUUCUUGAAAUCUGGACUUGAGCUGGGCUCAUUUGGUCACAGCAAAGUGUUCGACAUGAACAGCAUUGCUCCCCCUCCACCCCCAAAAGAUUUCCUCGGUCGACAGAAGUCUCAUUCUAUUGAAUUGGAAAAUGGAAUUGAUCGGCAAGCACAGUUGCUAAACAGGCCUGAAUCAGCACAAAUAUAUGAAAAUGACACUGCUAUUAACCAAGAGAAUGUGCAAAAUUCCAAUGAAAUGGAUAGAAGCCCUUGGAACUCACCUAGGCCUAACAUGGCUUCUCCAAUUCAAGUUUCUAUACCUUCAAGCUCUCCAGACAUGAUGACUAAUGGACAGUCAUUCGGGUUUCCCGGCAAACCCCACAGUCAGAGCGCCGCAGACCUCACGGGAUCGACGGCAACGCACCCCAUCGGCCAUCACCCAUACCCAUUCCCCCACCCGUACCCCUACAUGCACCCUCCCGUGCACUCCCCCUACUCCCACUCUAUGGCUCACAUGAACUGCGCCCAGUGCAUUUCGUCCUCCUGGUCCAACCUGAUGAGCCCGCACCCAUCUCCCUUCUUCCAUCCGAUGCCUUGGGGCUCUGCGCAGUCGACCAUGCUGAGGAAUCAGCAGGGGGUCAACGGGCACAUGAAGCACAGUCAUGGAGAUCUGAUCACUUAUCCAGAUUCUAAUUUCUCUUACCCGUACCCUGGUGGUGCAUUUUAUCCCAAUGGGCCUCCCACGGUCGACCCCAAUUUCAUGAAAGAUCUUCAUCAUCAAGUAGAAGCGAACCGAGUGAAGAGAAGUCCUGCUGGUUUGAGGCAUAGCAACGAGGAUGCGGCUGUUGAAACUGCCGCAAAUCAGCCACCCAACCUUGAUGCAGCCAACGAGCCAGAGCCAACUGCUGCAGCUCAGGAAAGCCAAGUCCCAGAUGAAGAACCUCCAAAGCCUCAAAAGCCAACUGAACCCUGGUCGUGCAUGCAUUGCACAUUCAUCAAUCCGGCAGGAAUUUAUAUUUGCCAAGUGUGCUGCAAAACCAGCUAUGGAAACAGCCAAAAACCACCUGAUGACCAGGAAGAUGUCGCCAUGGACACUCGCGAUAGCGAAUCACCCCUCAUCAACAGAGAUGCUUUUUUGAAUUCCCCUAGAUUUUCCUCAGAGGCACAAAAGAAUGACGAUGAUGAAUUGCAAGAGUCAAAUAUUGAUGCCGUAGAAAGUGAAGGUUUUGAGGAGGAAGAGGAUGUGCCCCGUGCUGAAUCUGCCGAUGUCAUCAAGCUGACUACGGAAACGCAGACUUCGACCACAACGAAAUCCACGGACGUUCAGACUCAUAAUUUGGUUUGCAAGUCCAUUGCUUCAUCCACCGACUCGAUUUUUCCAAAGCAAGAAAUGUCGGUGCAGACAGAACUCGGUAUACUUGCUCAACACUGUUCUGUGGCUACCGAUCCCAUGAUUAGCUCUCAGUCAAUGGAAUCUCUACUUUCAGGUGUCUCAGCCCCACCUUAUCAUAACCGUAGGGCUGGUUGGGGCAGAGGUGCUACGAGCUUCAGCACUCAGUCUCUCUACGAGAGAGGCCGCAGUAGGAGCCCCAUGCCCCGAUCUGCUUCUGUGAUGAACGAAGCCCAUAUGUUUGGCAGGGACUCCAGCUUGCCUCCGGAAGAAGCGAUGCCAAAUUGGAGCCAAGCUUGGCUGCUGUCGGAUCCGAUGUACUACAAGCCCCACAAUCCCCAAGGAAUCGGACAGACGGCGGCUAAAGAAGUUGACUUUGACGGCACUUGGGGUUCUAUGGAUAGGCUCAACAAGAGGAUGGUCUUGAAGCAGAAAAGUAAGCAGGAAUCAUAUCGUAAGCCCAAAUUCCACAGAAGUCUGGAUGAUUUGAAAACGGACAAGAGGCAAGAAGUCCUUCAUUCCCAAGAGUUAAUGCUUCUGCAAACUGUUAAGGAAGCAGAACGAUGUGGGUUCAGUCUCGAAGACCUUCAUGUGGCUUACUUGCAUUGUGGGAAUCAGAACCCCGUCUACUGGCUGGAAGACAACUGGUCUUCCAUGGUGAAAAAUGUCAUCGCUCUGGCAGCGAAAUACGGGGAAGACAAUGAAGAAAAUGAUGUUGGUGUCAUCACUGCUUCAGAAGCGAAAGAGGCCCUCCGCAUCCACAGAGGAGAUAUAUGGGAUGCUGUUACAGAGUGCAUUGAAAAUAGGCAACGAAAGAUUUUAGAGUUGACAGUUCGAGGUAACUUCACCCAAAAGCAAAUUUCUGAAGCUCUGAAAAGCAAUGAAGGAAAUGUUGAAUUAGCAUAUGCUGAUUUAGUGAGAGCAUCUAGCAAAAGACACAAGUUUAUACUUAGCCCAGGAUUAAGUGAAGACAGUGAAGAUUUAAAUCUAUACAACCCCACAGAGGAUUCUGGAUUUGAUCAUACCAUUCCAUCCUCAGUUUUCAGAGCAGGAAAACAAGAAGGUGUUGUUGAAUCCAAAACAGAAAAGAAAAAGUCUGACUUCCUCACCAAGUUAUCUGCAAUUAGAAAUGCUCAAAGUGAACGAAGAAAAGCUAGAGAAGAGAAAGAAUUGUUCCGUGAAAGCAUCACUCAAGAGCUGCCUAUUUCGGACAAGCCCGAAAUUUCAAUCCCCAAGGCGGAAGACGAAGAUUCUUCAAAAGAGCACAUUAAACUUGUUCACCAAGAAUCAGUUGAAGGAUCAGUUAAUAUUGAUGUCCUUGAAAUUGAUGCUGAACUUUCUGCAGACGUUGAUCAUGAUACUGACUUGAAGGACAAGUCUAAAAAUGAAGAUAAUGUACCUGUAGACUAUGAUACUAAUUGGGUGGAUUCUCAAGGGGAAUGGAUUGAGGAAUAUUCUGAUGAGCAGUGGGAUGAAGAAGGGGAUGGGCAGUGGGUGACUUUAGAAAAGAAAUAUCAGAAAUUAGAAUCAGAAAUUGAGCAGGAAGCGAUGCAAAUGGCUGCUUUGUGGGAAAAAGAAGAACUGGAAGAUGAUGUCUUCGAGGAAGAAAAGGAAACUGUCACAGCCCCUACAGAGCAUGAAAAAAUGAAGCUCAGUCAAGAUGAAAAGUUUGAACAGUGGGUGAAAAUUAAUUUGGAAAAAAGCUUCUCUGAACCUGAAGAUGAACAAGCAAAAGAGCAGGAACUGGAUGUUGAAGCAAUGGCUGAAACACUUUUGAAAGAUAGCGUCGAGUUUGACAAUAUACCUGCUAGUUCACCUUUGCAGCAUUAUCCAACGGCUUUUGAUUUGUCCAACAAGUCACAACUCGAAGCCGAUUGGGUCAACAUGCCUGCUGAUACUAAUCAGACUGUUGAAGACUCUGCGAUAGAAGUCGCUGAUGAAUGUCUGGAUUCUGGCAAUGAUGAGCUAGAGGAGAAACUAAGUGAGCAAGAGUAUAGUGAUGGUGAGUGGGAAAAAAUUGAUGUUGAUGAGCAGUUGAAGGAAUUUUCUUAUGAUUCUGUUGCAUUAGAUAGAAAAGAGUCACCAGUAGAACAACUGCAGGAGAUUUCUUCGGAGCAAUAUUCUAAGUUUGAUGAGAGGGACUUGGCCCAUGGUGAUAUGAUGCAACCGAAAGAAGAAGCUUUUACAAAUGAUAUUUCUUCCCUUUCGCUUCAUGAUUACAUAGAAAUUUUACCCAAUGAUGAAAAGGAUGCAAAAUUAUCCUUUGGACAUGAUACAGUGAGCUCCAAUGUGUCUGAAAGCAUUCAUCUUUCACCAGAGAAGGAAAUAGUUCUUCCACCGAUUGAACAGCAGUCCAUGGAAAGAAAAUUAAGCGGUAAUGGGCACCCGAAGCCUCCUGUUCGUAGAAAAUCAAAAUUGAAUUCUGCUGCAAUUGAACAAGCUCUGAAAAUUCACUCAGCUGCAGAUAAUUCUUUAUCAUUAGAUACGCCUCCUGCACUCCCUGCAAAAACUAAAAGCAAGGAACGGUCACCUGAAUGCUACAAUCUUUCUGCUACAACGCAAAAAACAAAUGUGGUUGAAAAGUCUGAGGCGUUGAGUCCUGUGAUUCAAAGAAGUGUUUCACCUUCUGAACCUCCAGAAAAACCGCCCAGAUUGUCUCCUUCUUCUGUUUAUUCGAAUGGCAAGAGCAACGAAAAGAGCGAUUUGAAUUUAAGGUCUUCUAAAGAUGUUUCUCCAGCAACUUCCAUGGGAGAAGAAUCUGAUUCUAACUGUUUUGCUGAUUCUGAAUCUGACCCUGAAAUAAAAGCAAUAAGGCAAAAAUAUAUGCAUAAAAAGCUCACAAAGUAUGAUGAUGAUGAGAUAGAUGAUAUGCAGGAGGAAAUGGAUCCGACUAUUAAGCCUGCCAAUGUCAAAGAUAAUCUACCUUUCUCCCCAGAGCUCCCCAUACCACUAGGGGUUAGGGGAAGUCGCGUUGUUCCGACUGAGGAUAUUGAUGCACCGAAAGCAUUUAGAGAGGAUACAAACAGACCUUUACAACUCUUCAAAGCUACAAAACGAGAAAUCACUAGAAGUGCAUCCUAUGAGGUGCCGACCUCCGUGUCAUCUGAAAAAUUCCAGAGAAAUAGAAGCUUUGAAAUAGACAGACAAAUAGACAACACCAAUGAAAGUAUACCAUACACUAGCCAAUGUCAGCCAGUUAUUAAACCUUUCUUCAGCCCAUCUUCAGGUGUUCCAGCAGAAUUGCAAAGAGAGAUGGCUGUUGAAAUGUCUCCUGUAUUGGUGAAUCCCCCAAUAACUGCAGAGAGCUCAGUUUAUCAAAAUCAAUUUAGCGAUGCCUAUUACAAUGACAGUAUGCCUAAACAAAUCGUAUCAAUCGAACAGCUUCAGGAAGGAUUACAAAUAGCCGAAGCACAGCUUGAUUCUUCUAUGCCUAUGCAAAAAGCUAUUCUUUCUGAUAUUCAAGAAGAAAAGCAAGUUCCUGAAAAUUUUGCUCCAAAACCUACUCAAGAGGGUGAAGAAAUGUUAUCUCCAGAAAUGGGAAUCUUGUCUGCCGCAGCCGAUUACUUUUUUGGUCGAUAUGAUGAAGUUACUGUUUCACGCCCAAAGAAGAAGGCUCCUGUGAUUCGUGCAGGGAAAGCACCUACAGCUGCUCCUAAAGUGAUGUCUACUAGUGCUACUCAAAGUGCAUCUUCACCUGCUCAAGUUUCACCACGCAUGGAGCAAAGUGCUGUUGAAAUGUCUACAGAUAAAUCUGCUACAAAUGUUCAAAGCAGUAUGGUUAUGUCUGAAAGUCUGGAAAAACCCAACACUUCUAUGGCUAUGAAAGGACCAAUGGAUAAAACUUUAGGAAUGGAGACUACAGUUGUCAGUGAUCCACAAGUGGUGCCACAGGAACCUGUUGCAGCAGAAUAUUUAUCAUUCGCAGAAGAUUAUUUUUUUGGAUCCUACAAUGAAGUUGUUGUGCCAAAAAAAGGGAAGAAAAAGGCCGGUCCUUUGCAAAAAUCAAAAGUCCCAGCAUCACCUAAAUUAAGCAGAGUUCAAAGUUUACCAGAACAGGCUGCAGUGCCUGUUUCACCUUCAGCAUCAGGUGAGGCUUUGAUGCAGUCACCUACAGGUGUAUUUAAUUCUGUACAAGCAGGUGCGACAUCAGCACAUCCUGUUUUUGUGGACGCUGAAGUUAACCAGGGUCAAACUUCUGAUGACCAUCCUGAAUUAAGUAAUAUAAGCGAAGAUGUUCCCGAGGAAUUUUUUGAAGCCAUGACCGAUCCUGCUUUGGAUUCUUCUGAAAUUAAAAAUAAUUCAAAAAUGAAAGUAGUUCAUUUUGAGGAACCGCAACCUCCCGUAGUUCCACCACCGAGGAAGCAUCGAGCUCAAGGUGACAAAACACAAAGUGCAAGUAUUUCUACUGAACCUUCAUCUGCAGAGGAAUAUUUGUUUGGCCAGUAUGAUCAUUCCCUCCAGGAUAAAAAAAAACUUCCAUUCCACAGUGAAGACUUCAAAAUGAUUUCGGGUUUUGUACCUCCUAAUUUUCCCUCUCAUACCCUUCCGCAGCCUGAUGGGAUUGAACAUAGUGUGCAGUCCUCUGAGAUUAAUGUUAUAUACCCUGAAGAAUCUAUAAAAGGCCAAGAAAAGGUCUCAAAUACUCUUAAUUUUGGAAAAAAUGAUUUUGGAGAGCAUCCAGUUGCACACCAGUCUGAAGUUGUGGACAUGCAAAACAAUAACACAUUGUCUGAGCCUGAAACAAAAGUAGAUUUUGUGGUGAAAGGUGGAAGCAUGUUUUCAUCUCAAAAUAUUCAUGAAUUAAGUGAAGAAAAAUUAUUAACUAAUCAAAAGGAGUUGCCUAUUCAUGGCAAUAAAACCCAUGAAAGCAGAGAAGAUUCAAUGAAAAUGUUUUGUGAAACAGAGAAGGAUGAUCAUGAGUUGCAGUACAUUGAUCAAGAAAAAAUGCUCUCUUAUGAAGAAUUUAAGGAUGAUCUAGUUCUGGCAAUAGAGAAAGAAUACGAAAUUCAACAAAACACCAUAUUAGAAGAGUUAGAAGAGGGUCAAAAUGAGCUAAGUGAAGCAUCUGCUUUGUUUCAAAUAAGAGAGGAUUUCAGUGAUCGUUUUGGCAAUGAGUUAAGCUUCCCGAGCCAAAAAAAUAAUAUUGAGCAAGACCAUACAGAUGACAGUGAACAGGAAUGGAAAUUGAAUGAGGAAAGAAAAAACUGUGUUAAUGCAGCUCAUCUCGAACGUGCGGUCUCGACUAAAUCUGCUUCACCGUCAUUUGAUUCUGAGAGUAAGAAAGAGAUUGAUAAUAGUGAUGAUGCAGCACAGAGUUCCAGUUCUGCCAUUGGUGCUGUUUGUGUCUUGAAGUCCCAAAGUCAAAGAGAUGAUGAUGAGCCAGAAACGAUCUCGGAAGUUGAAUUGAGUAAAAUUCAAGACGAGCAAUGGAAUAUAUCUACUUCAAGAAAUCAGAAUAUAGAGCCACUUGGUACGGAAGAUCUUAAAGGACCUUAUUCUUCUAAGAAGCUUGAGGAAAUUCCGGACUUCAGCAAAGAAUCAACUAAAGAUUCAAAUCAAUCAGCAGAGCCACAGGAAGCGAUUGAAUCUGUUUGCUCAGAUGAAACCCUUGGAGAAAAAACAAUCAAAGAGAGAAGUUCAAUGUGGGAAGAAGAGAGUGACAAAGAGAGAGAAAUUUUGACCGAACCACUUCCGGAAGAACGAAUGAAUAAAGUUUUGAUGAGUGAAAGUAUGACAGUUAAACCCCAUGCUUCAGAUGUUGAGGAAGGUUCUUCCCAGAGUCAAAAUAUCAUAUACCCAUUGAGAGUUCUUUGUGAAAUGGUUGCUAGUAAUUCAGAAUUUAUAUCUUUAGAUCAGAUAUCCAACAGUAUUCUACCCUAUUCAGUUGUCGAGAGUGAGGUUGAAGCAGAUUUAUCUAGUUUUUCUGUGGAGGAUAAUGAAAAUGUUAUGAACAGAGCUCUUCAGAUACUUUCGGAUGUCGGUAAUGACGUUUCCAAAGAAGAUUCGGAUGACAGUUUGAUAAUGUCCACCCAUUCAUCUGUUUCAACACAGAUAACAGUUGCUUCUGACGUUCAAAUGAAAGAUUUGGAAAUGGACGAUUCAGUUGCUAUUGUGGAAGUGAAAGAAAAAAGAGAGCCCUGUACAUCUGAAACUAGGGAAAUUUCAGCAAAAGCUCAAGAACCUAUUGAUAAACCAACAUUUGCUGAGGAAAAUCCACCUAAAUCUGUAAGGGAAACUAAUCUUUCUCUUGAACCAUUAUAUAUCAGUAGCUAUUUUGAAUCGACUCAAGUCGAGAAGUAUGAUGAUAGUGAAGAUUUGAACCAAACAUUAUUAGUUGAAGGUAAUACUCGGGAUGUUCCUAUCAAAAUUGAUGAAGGUCAAAAAUCACAAGAAUCACACAAUAACAUGGAGGCAGAAAGCAUUUCUGAGGAAGUUAAAGCUGAAGAGGAGAGUUGCCUUUCAAUAAUGUCUCAUUUUUAUGAUGAAUGGUUCGAGAACAUUCAACCGUCCAAUACCAAAGGCGACAUCUUGAGCGCAUAUGCUACAUACAGCUAUACAGAAUCAUCAGGAUCCAGCAAUGGAAGUGAAAAAGGUGAUGAUCUUCAAGAAGCUGGUGUGGUGUUCUCUGAUGAAAGCAGAGUAUCACACAUUCCAGUUGAAAACUUUACUGAUGAUUUUGUGCCUGAUAAUUCACAGCAUAUUCAAGAUUAUGAUGAAAUAUGUGAGUUGGAAAAUGAGGUACCUGUGGAAGAUUAUGAAAAUAGAGAUAUUUUUCUGUCACUGCGCAAUAACCUGGAUGAAAGUGUAAAUGAGAUCGUUACCAGUAACGUAUAUUCUGAAGUAUCUGCUAGUACUUCAGAACAAAAUACUUCAACCCUUAACACCAAGCCUGCCAUUGAAAGAUUUAGCACUAGCAAAUCUUGUCAAACUGAGGACAGUUUUGAAGAGGAUGUGUUUUUUGAUUCUUUUGAUGAUACUUUCACUAUUCCUUCAUUCAUAAAUUUGUCAAUUAAAAACCUUUCAAUGGAGGAACCUGUAAAAACCGAAAUAGGCGUUCAAUGCGAUUUAAUACCCAAUGAAAUCAGUGUAAUCACAAAAGAUGCGGCACAGUUGACAGACUCUGUAACUAUUCAAUUUAAUGAAACUCAUAAAAAUGCACAGAGUGAUAUUGCAGUGUGCUCUAUUGAACCAACUGCUGAUGCUAUAAAAGAAACUCUGAGCAAAACUAAUGAAUGUGAACCAAAAGAUGAGAGCAGUUGUGAGUCUUUUGAGGAUUCAGAUUCUGAUUUGUACAUAGAGUCUCAUUCGUCUUUAGAUGAACUAGAUACAGACAAAAACCUCAAAAAAAGUAACCGUCUUUAUUCAGAGUUUGAUUCAGACACAGGCUUCAGUUCAGGAAGUGAUUCUGGUCAAGUGAAAAUAGUUGGCAGAAAGAAGAAACAAAUAGAGAAGAGUACUCUGGACAUAGUGGCCGAAAAAAGUGAAGUUCCAUCAGUCAUAGCUAAAGAACAAGAGAAUCUGAACAGCAAACCAUCGACAUCAAUUUUAUUUUCUCCUCUUUCUGAUCCUAAUGUCUCUUCUAAGCAGACAAACAUACAAUUUUCCAUGUCCGAAGAAGUAUUUGAAGAAGCUUUACCUGAAGCAGUGGUUACUGAAAACAUUCAAAUUGAAAGUACUACAGAAAUCGUACAAGAAUGUCUUGAAAAAUCAGAGCUUUAUAUUGAAAGCAGUGACAUUCCACUUGAGUCUGAAAAUUUCUCAUCACCUUCUGAAAUACUUCCACAAGAAAAUUCUCCAAUUGUGUCUAAAAAUUUUCCCUCAUUAUCAGAAGAAUUACCUUCAGCUACAGAAGAGUUUUCCUCUCAUUCCAACAGUGCGCCAUUUUCUGAUGGCACUAAGAAGAUUGCUGUUGUCGCCAGUCUCCCAGAACCCAAAGAAAUGCAAACUAAAGAUAACAUUAAAUCUGAUGCUCAUGACUUAAAAGAAGCUUCUCAAGUUGUUGAUGCUGUUGCAAAAGAAACUUCAAGUAAAAAAGAAAUGCAGUUUGAAGUUAUGUCAUCCAGUACAGAAACUGUAAAUGUGAAAAGCAUGUUGCCAGAAGAAGCUAUGAGACCAGCCAAACCAAUUCUAUGCUCUGAAAUCCAUACUCAACUUUCAGAUGAUAUCAUACAGAGGGCAGUUACACCUGUUGCUGUUGAGAAGAUUCCGACUAUUGAAGGUGAACUGGCGUUUGUUGAUGUUGAUGAUGACAAUGAACCAGUGCAUGAGAAGAAUUUUGUAGCUGGUGAUGAAUUAAUUGAUACAACUCCUGAAAUGCCUUCAACGGUUGAAUAUUUCUAUGGUUCUCUUCCAUCAUCUGUGAAUAUUGAACCAAGAGAAGAGGCAGAGUCCUUUUUUGAAGCUUCAUCAGAUUUGCUCAAUUCUGUGAAUGAACAAGAUGCAGAAUUUGAAUCUUGCAUCAACUCAGUGCAGUCUGACUCUCUGGCCACUGAAUUCAAUUCAGAGAGUGUCUAUGAGAGUAUGACAUGGGAUGAAGAAAGUUUUAUUGAUACUUCCCAAUCAUUGACAAUUGAUGAUGAUUCAAAAGCAUUUGAAUGUAAUAUUUCUGACCAAGUUUCGAGUUCUGAGAUUUUACGUUUGUCUGAUAGCAGUGCAGCUAAAAUGAAUGAAGAAAUACACGAUACUGCUCAAGAGGCUUCUGAAUGUAUAGAAAGAGAGAGAAAUGGAUCUUUGCAGCAGAAAGACCUUAAAAGACAUUCUCAGAUUCAGCAAGUGGAUAAGAAAUCUGAAUUUAAUGUUAAUAAAUCAGAGCAAGAAGUCAAAGCAGAUGUGGUGACUGUAAUUGAUGCUCAAACUACUGUUCCGAUAAACAAUGUCCUUCUAAAACUUGAGUCAGAAAAAGUUGCUCAAUUUUCGGAAUAUGCUAUUGAUAGUCAAUGUGCGAUCGAAAACACCGAUACUUUUGGUACAACAGAAACAGCACUGCAAUCUACAACUUUGCAUAACUUUCCAAAAGAAGCUGCUGAUUCAUCAAAUAUUAGUGUUGAAAUGGAAAACUUACAGUCAAAACUCACAGUGACAGAAGAAUCAUUGGCAGAAUCCGCCUCGUCACCUGUUGUUGAUUCUCAUACAGCAGUUCAGCGGGACUUAAAAGAGUUUAUUGAAGAAAAUAGUGAUAUUCCAGCCACUGAUUCUAAAGUAGCAGUUCAAACACCGCAGUGUGCAGCGGUACAAGAUUUUACUGAAUCAAAAGCAAUUAAGGAAGCUUGUAUUGGUGACGAAAAUAUUACGUUGAAGCAUGCAGUGCUUGAACAUGUUCAAACUGAUGAACAAGAUGUUUCUCAAAUAUGCAAUAGUAUAAUUUCUGAGAGCGCGUCUGAAUAUUCUUUGCCAACAGGGACAAAUCUUGCUGAAUUUGGCAGCGAUGAGUCUGUUUUAUUUGAAAGUAUUUCAAGUGCAAUUCCAGCCCUCACCAUGGAAUCUUCUGAAGAAUGUGAUAAAGAACUCUUUGACUCUUCUGAAAAGGUUGAAUUCGGUUUUAGGAUGCCUUGCGAUACUCAGUCGCCUUCUGAUAUUGUUAGGUAUUUAUAUUAUGAUGAUGCAGUUACUUUUAGUGAUGAUCAUAGCAUUAAAACUUGCUCUGAGAAUCUGUCAUCACUUGUUAGCCAUCAGCAAUUAGUACCUGAGUCACAUAUCUGUUCAGAACAAGCUGGCCUGCUAAAUGAAGGAACUUGUCUUAUAAAUGAAAAUGAUGAGCCCCGUGUUUAUCCAGAUCAAAUAGCAAUUGACCAAGUAGUUUUGACGCAGUCAGCAAAUGAUAUUGCUGCCGAAGGAAAAUGCUUUGAAUCCACGUAUGCUGAAAACGUUCCUGGUCCUGCUGAUAAAUCUAAGAGCGUUGAUGAAUGGUUUGAUGCAGAUUUAGAAAAGUUAACCUUACUUGGGAACAGGAAAAAGUCCAAAGAAAUAGAAUCGUUCACUGAAACUAAAUCAUUUACUUCUCAAGAGGAGGAUAGCUUACCAAGAAUACCUGAAAUAAUUCUGGAUCCUGAAAUAAAAGGGAUUCCCAUGGCAAAAAUUGAUAGUGACGAAGUAACCGAUAUUUCAACUCAUUUUACCAUGACUGAUGAUUCGGAUAGAUUUUCUGACAUUGAAAGUGAUAAGUCUUUGGAAAACUUUGAUGAUGAAUUUGCCACUGAUGUUGAAGUUUCUAUUUAUCCAGAUACUAAUGCCAUGGAAAGCAAUGUUGAGCAGAAUCUUUUUAAUGAGCAGAUAUUUUCUGAACCCGUUUCAACACAGUUGGAACAGGUUGACAAAUCUUCUGGAGAUAUGAGGAUGUAUCAACAUAUAGAAAGCACUUAUCAAGUUCCUCCAAUCCCUAUAAGAGAUGAAAAUGGCAAUGUUACCGUUCUUAAAGAAGAAGCUCAAGAGGAAGCUCAAGGCUUUAAUGUUGAUACUCCAGUGUGUGGCACUUUCGGUGAUGUUGAGCAAACUCCUGUAGCUGUGGGUGCAAGUGAAGUAUUUAUAUUUCCAGAAGUCUCUAUUGUCAACAAGGAGCUUAAAGAUAGUCAUGAUGAAAAAUCUACCAUGAAUGACAAUUCUGAAGAUUUUCUGGAUGCUGCAAAUGAUAAUGUUUCUGAAGUUGAUAAAUCGAUUUAUGUUAUGCCUCAAGAAGAUGUCAUUGAAAAUGAUUUAGUACAAACUGGUUUCAAUGUGCUUACCCUCCAAGAAAGUCCCCUGGAACUAAAUUUAAAUGAUAAAAAGAAAAUUGAAGAAAAAUAUAUUAAGGUUGAAGAUUUAUUAGAGUCCACUAGUGUAGCUGCCUCUAUAAAUAUUGGUGACUGCAUUUUUAAAGAAAAGAAUACCAUUGAACAGGAGGAACAGGUGAAAGAAAAAGCUACAUUUGAAUUAUGUUCUGGCAGCACUGAUGAUAAUCCUGAAGUUUUUGCUGAAGUAAGUGAGGAAAAGGACAAUGAUUCCGUACCUCCUGAGCAAUCAAAUGACCGAGAUAGGAAUGUUAUGUUAAAUGAGACUUGUGAUAAAAUCAAGCAAGAAAGUAACGAUUUACCAAAUCUGGAUGAGUCAGGUUCUUUGAUAGAGACAGGAUUGGAAAGAAAAGAAAAUCAAUUUGGUAAUGACACCAUCAAAAAUGACUCUGAUGAAGAAUGCAGCUCAGUGUUUGAAAUGAAAAGUGCUAUAUCAGAGUUACCAGAAACCACCUCAAACCCUGAAACAUGCCCUUCAGAAAUAGAAAACUUUUUUGAUGUUUCAGAGCCUGAGCAGUGUAGAAUACUACCUGAGGAUGCUAUAUGUUCCGAAUUAAGCGGUGAAAAUAUUUCAGAUGAAACUCAUAUUGAUGCUUUAAAACAGACUAAAUUGUCUGAUGCAAAUUUAUUGUUCACUGUUAGUGAUAACUUGAAUAAAAAUUUACAAAAAGAAGAGGAUUUGAUGUCUAAUAUUUCCGAAGAAAAUUUGAAAGUACAUGGAGAUAUGCCAACUGCCAUACCAAUUACUUGUUCUGCUGCUCCAGAUAUGAUCUCGGAAAGCUCAACACAAAAAAAUCCACAGUUAGAGAGUGUAGAUUUUACUAUAAAUCCACAGACAAUUGGACAGUCAACUGAAAGCAGUUUUAAAGAAACAUUAAAAACUGUUGAAGAUCCUGACGUUAAAACCACCACAGAAGUAAAUACUGUUAUUACUGAAAAUGAAUCAUUAAAACCUAUUGACAUAGCAAAUAACAAUGAAUGUAUUGCUGCUUUCUGUGUAACUGAUUUUGGGUCACAGACCAGGGAACCAAGUUUUCUUGAGGUUACUGAAGCAUUUUCCGGUGAAUCUUCAACAGAUCUUAACCCACCACCACCUUCAAUUUCUGAUGCUACAGGAAGAAUCCAAGAAAAUUUCUCAGCCGUAAAAUUAAGUGAUAUUUCUGAUUCUAAGUCUCUAAAUGUCUUGCGAACUGAUGAUGCAUCUGAUGUCGGUGUGUUACAAAAAACAGAGCAGACAAAAAUUGAAUUUGAAAACCUGAAAGAACAGCAUCAUCUUGAAUUGGCCAAACACUUGAGUGAAAAUGAUAGCAAUUUAUCACUUGAGACUGAAAUUCAACAUUCAACGGGAGACAUUGUGCAGGUAGAUUCAGCUCCUGUGGAAAGUGUGGAUGGCGUGACUGUCUUUUCCCAACCUUGUGAUUCUGCAAAAGAAUCAGAACACCAGUGCUCAAACAAUUCUACUAAUGUUAUUCUGGAUGAUUCGAAAUUAAAUAUGACAACAGUAUCAGAAGUAUGUACUGAGCAAGGGAUGGAAAGCAUGGCUAGUACUGAAAAUGGUGAAUUUAUUCAUUCAGAAACAAGAGAUACCUGUAUUCAAGCAAAGUUUGAAAAUUUCAAGCAAAAUAUUGAAAAGAGUCGACUUAAUUCUUCUGCAGGAAUUCUUUGCGAAGAGGAAUACAUUGACACUUCUGAAGGAAAGUGCCAGGAAAUUUCUGAUUCCAAUAGUGAUUCUUCUGAUUUGGAACAAAACAUAAACUUUGAUGCACUUCCUAAUUCAGAAUCAGCUUCUGAUCAAAAUAUAAAAUUUGAUACUCAUCACAUUUCUGAAGCAAUAAUGUCACAAGAUAUGAACUCUGAUGAUCCUUCUUCUGCUGUUUUGAACUCUGAUGAACGUGAUAAACUUUCCAUUUCUGAACUCACAGCAAAUCAAAAUGUUGAUUUUGAUGCUCCUCCUGCUGCUGUUUUAAACCUAGAUGUAAAUGUGAAAUUUGAAGCAGUCCCUAUUUCUGAAAUGACUCUUGAUCAAAAUGCAAAAUCUGAUGCCCUUCCUGCUGCUGAUUUGAAAGACAAAAACGUAAAUCUUGAUACUCUUCCCACUUCUGAACUGAGCCUAAACAAAAGUGUAGAAUCAGAUGUUCUUCCCACUGCUGAUUUGAAAUCAGAUCAAAUUGUAACAACUAAUGUACUUUCUUCUGCUGAUUUGACUUUAGACCAAGAUACAAUUCUAGAUAAAGGCAGUAUGGAUGAGGUCGUUCCCUCUAAGAUAGAUGAAACUGAUGAAUAUUUUGAAUCCAAGGAAAAAAUUAGUCCGAUUAGCAAAAGUGUAAAACUUGAUUCUGUUUUGAAUGUUCAAGAGAGGGAUGAAAGUGGUAACUAUUUUGCUGAAACCGAGACGACCCGCUCGGAUUCCACAGCUGUUCAGUCUAAUCUUGCAUCUUUCAGUUUGGAACAAAUUGAUGCUAAUGCGAUCAAGCCAGGUGUUGAUGUUGAGAUAUCUUUUCAAAAAGAUGCAAUUGUUAAAUCUGAUGAAACCAUUCCCUGUGCAGGAGACUCUAAUACAAGUGCAGAAAAUGAGAAAUCAAAUGCUGCUGUAGUUUUUUCAGAAGUUGAAACUAUCAAAACCAUUCAUACUUACCACAGUGAGGAACAGCCUGAUGCUUGUAUAGAUUUCAAAGUUAUUUUGCCUGAAGUUGAAACUGUCCAACCUGAUUCUACCUCUCCCACUGCAACAGACAUUGGUUUAAGUUCAUUUGACAGAGAGCCAUGUAUUGAAGCUGAGACAGCCUUUUCUAACGUUGCAACUGAGACAACUUUAAGCAAUAAGCAGUCUCUCACAAGUGAUGUUGAUGAUAUUGCUGAAAUUACUACACAGCAGUUAAAAGGGAAGGAAUAUACAGAAGCAAAAAUUGAUGAAUACGUCUUCUCUUUCAAGGGGGACGUUCAGAAUGUUGCUAAAGUCAUUAAACAACAAUUUGAGGACAAAACAAGUACAGAAAUAAGAACAGAUGCAAAUAGUGACAAACAUGACACCAACAAGUCUUUUUCAAUGGAGCUUUCAUCUGACUCAUUAAAGAUAGAAAUUGCUGAAACAUUAAAGAACAGUGAAGUUUCUUGUGCAAAAAACCAAGAGCUCUUGAAAGACAUUACUGGUUUAAAAAAUUUUCCUGAAAAGGUAGAUGAUUUUACUGAUGAAUCAAUUUCUUAUGAAACGAUAGAAUCACAAAGUCAACCUGAUGUUGACAGCCAUUCAACUCGAUAUUAUUCAUUUUCAGAAGAUUCAGAAAUGACUCUGAAUUUCACUUCUGAUGAUGAUUUCACUGAUGUUGCUUCCCAUCUCACUCACACUGAAGAUUUAGAUAAAUGGUCUGAAGCUGGAGACUUUUCUUUCGAAGACAAUGAAUAUGACAUAGAAUGUCAUAGUAGGGAUAAAACACCCACUAGAUCUUUGACUGAAAAUGAUAGCUAUGACUUGUCACCAGAUAAAAUGGAGAGGUCUACAAGAAAAGUUACAGACAGCUUUGAAGACUUUCAGGGAAGAACAUUUUCGGAUGAUACUGAUGGAAAAGAUCGUGUCGUAGAUGGAAUGUCAGAAAAUCUUAACUCUGAAGCAGUUUCUAAAUCUUCGGACAUACCAUCUCCUGAAGAAGGUGAAGAAGUAGGGCUGCUCAAAAGUGCUGAAGAGGAAGAAAAAUUUGAAUGCCCUACUACACAUUUGGCUCUUGAUGCAGUCCUACUAGCAAAGGGUAAUGAAGAAGUGUUUUCUCAAGUAGGGUCAAAUGAAACUUUAGUUGCACCGAUUAGUAAAUCAAGUAACUUAAGUGCUGAAAGCGAUGGCAGGGAAAUACCUAUUAAUCAAAAUUUGGUUGCAGAUCAUUUGAAGGCAGAACAAAGUAAUUCCAAUGAUUUUAACAAAGAUCAGGAUGGUAAGGAAGUUGUUUUGUGUACUCUGGGCACUUCAAAUGAAUUUAAAAAGGGGGUACAGUUUGAAUCUGAACAUACUCAUACUUGUCAAGAAUUAAGUGGUGUCGAUGGUUCUGAAAAAAUGCAUUUGCCAUUAUCAGACAAAGUAGAAAAAGCUAUAAUAUGUAAUGAAAAAGAUGUUUCGGAAACAGAUGAGUUUACAGAUUUUUCAUCCAAACAUCUUAUUACAGAAGAGGAGUCUGAAAAAUGGUCUGACGUUGAUAGUCAAGCUGAAGAAUUUAAAAGUGAAGUUGUUGACAAAUUUGUUGCUUGCAAUGUUUCUGAUUCUGAAGCAAUACUCACUGGAAAUUUAUCUUUAGCAAGUACUGAUAUUGUUAAAACUAUUUUGUCUCCAGAUAUGGAAAACAUUAGCGAUAAACAAGAACCUCUUAUGGAAUGUUAUGCUGAUAUAAAGUCCUUAAAUGAACCAUUAUCAGUCGUAGAUACAUUUGUAGCAUUUGAUGCUGAUGUAGCUGUGUCGAAAUUUCAUUUGCCUGAGGAGGCGAAUGAAAAUUCAUCCCGAAUUCUAGAGAAAUCUGAAGAAGUGGAUCUAUGGUUAGAAGCUGAUACAGACUACUCUGUGUCUGAAUUUGAGGAGGAUAAUGUUCCAGCUCCAGAAAAGGAUCAUGUCCAUGUUAUUUCUAAAAGCAGUACAAAAAUUCAGUCCAUAAAGGAUGUGCGAUUUGCGACUGUUCAUUUUCCUGAAGAAAUACCCUAUGUGGCAGAGAUUUCAAGAUCUUCCUCUUAUACUGAUCCUGAGUACUCUGAUCAAACUAGUGACACAUGUGCUGAUAUAUCGCUUCAAGGUAUGGUGACGGAAAAUUCAGAUAAGUCAUCAGAGAUUGGAAACGAUGCACUCCUUGAUGAUGUUUUGUAUGGAAUAGUUGAAGAACUUGAUGCUGAUCCUGUUGAAAAGGUGAAUGAUCUUGGCAAAGCACAGGUUGAUGAAGAGAAACCUUCAAUAGAAAAUAUUUCAUCUGAGAAAGCACCUACAAUAGACAGAGGAAUAGAGAAUUUGGGAGCUUCAGAUGUUAAAAUUGUUGGUUUCAAUGAACAAAGUCUAGAAAUUGGUGAUACCGUUUCAAUUAAUAUUACAGAUAUAUCUUCAGGCCAUGAAUCAAAGCUAGUCCAAGAAAAAGCAGAUUCUUUUGAAACAUCACAGUUGUUAACACCAGGCGCAGCCACUUAUGCCUCUGAUGAUGAAUUUACAAAUGUCACUCCUUUAGAUUUAACUGAAGAUUCGGAUAAGUGGUCGGACAUUUCUGAAGGUACUUCAAUUGAAGGGAUGGAAGAAGAUAGUGUAUCCAUUUCUUUAAAAGCAGGUGAUCAAAAUGUGGAAAAAUUAAAGGAAGCAUUAAAUGAACUGGAAGUUGAAUUAUCUCAAUCAGAUAAAAUUGAUAAAAAAAUUAAAAAAGCGGCUGAUGAACAUAUUUCAAAGUUAGAUUCCCAAUCCUACUCCAAGUCUAUUUCUGAAAAACAGUCCAAUGAAUCAAACUUACAAGAAAAACCACUAUCAAAUCAAGAUGCAGAUUUACUUCUUAUGGAGAAAACUCCCGAGAACCCUGAUUUUAAAACUACUGCUGAAAAUGUUGGUAUUUUAGGGAAUGUGCCUUCUGAAGAAAUUUCUGAAUCAAGCUCAAGACUGUCAAAAACCAGCAAUUCUGAAACAGACUACAAAGACGUCCUUACUCACACAGGUGCUAACGAUGUUUCGGAGUCGUGGCAUGAUUUGGAAAUGGAUCAAUCCAAUGCUGAUCUUGAAAAUGAAAUAUUUAACCAAACUCGAAACUCAUCAAGAGCAUUUGAAGAUGCUGAAGGUGUUAGUAUUUUAUUAAAAGAUAGUGAGAGUCAUGAACUGAAUGACUUGAUUGAAGAAUCGAAUGAAGUUGUAGAAGACCUCGAGUACGACCAAGACCAUUUUGAGGAGGACAUUGAUGAAUAUGAUAUUGAUAAUGAACUUGCAGAUCAUUUUCUUGAUAAUGAACAUUAUCAAAUAAAUGAAGAUGAACUUAUAUUUCCUUUGCCAUAUGAUGACUGGAUUGAACAAAGUUUUGAAUUGAAAGAAUAUGGCAUUGAAGCCAGCGGAAGUGAAUUGGACGUUCGUGGAUAUGGCAGUGAAGAGUAUGAUGAUGAAGAUAUCCAGAGAGCUAUUGAACUUAAUAUUAGUAACUUUGAGGGAAAUGAAAUAGAAACUGCUGAGGACAACUAUAUCACUGAAACUUUCCAAACACUUUCCAAUGACCUUUCUCCUCAUACUAGGUUGUCUGGUAGAGAACAUGACACCUGGUCCACUGCUGAUGCUCCAUCAAUUGAAGAAGAUCUCUCAGAGCAUGAUCAUAUAUUAGCUAAAAUUGACGAACUUCUUGCAGAAGAGUUUUCUUAUGAAAAUCUUGAUGAAUAUAAAGAUGAACACAUGGAUGAUCAUGAGGUUAAAGAUGAACUUGUUGAAAGUCAGCCUAUGAAUGAACUUGAAAAUUUGGAAAAGGACCAAAGCGUAGAAAAAACCAAAACAUCAACUGAGGAUGACAGACUUGCUUUUAUUGAAGAACAAACGGAUCAAAAUUCUCAAUUGGAAAAGAAAAGUAAUAAUCGAACUGAGAACGGGUUGUCAGAGUCUUUCAGCAUCAAACCACUUUCUAAAGAUGCUAAUGAUAUGAGUGUUGAUAUUACAGCUAAUUUUUCUGUUUCUGUGCCAGAAACUUUAAAUGUUGAUGCAAGUGAAUCAUUUACAGUUAAGGGUAUACAAUCUACUUGCUUGGAAGAGCAAUUCAAUUCAAUGCAAGAAAUUUCCUCACCAUCUACAACAGCUGUUGAUUCUAAGGGAGAAUUAUUAGAACAAACCUCUCAGAUAUUUUCUCCGUCUGUAGAAAGAGAAAUGCAAAAGUUGUCUCAUUCGGACAAAUGUUCAGUUGUUGAAAAAAUAGCUGAUAUUGAAGAAAACAUUCCGUUGAAAUCUGACGCGCUUAUAGAUAAUUUAAAAGCAACAGUAAACGACACAAAAGAAUCAAUAGAAAAUUCCAAACCUUCACAAACAGCUGAAGUUAGCUCAGUUGUUCAAAAAGCAAAUAUAACUGUUGACAUUCCCAUUGUGCAAAACCAGGAAUCGUUAGAAAAAUCCAGCAAAAUAGUUGAAGGCACUGAUGUGAUAAAACUGUCAACUGUGAAAGGAAUGUCUGAAAAAAGUUGCCAUGAGUCAAAGGAAGAAACACUUAAAACUUCUGUCCCAAAAUCAAGGACUAGAAUUCCUGAUACAAAAGAUCUGGCUUCUAAUGAUAAACGUGACACAAUAAAAGCAGCAUAUACCUCGUUGAGAAGCAAAAAUAAAAAGUCCGAGAAAUCAAAAGGUGAGGCUGCUGAAGUUUCUGAAAAUAUUGUAGCAUGCAUUCCUCCAGAAGUAAAUGUAAAAUCAUUUAAGGCUCCAACAGUUGGUAAGUCUUCGGAACAAGUGGAGACGGUACAAGUUGCUCUUAAAGAGAGUUUCCCACAAACUUCUGAGCAAAAAAAAGCAACAGCAGACAUUCCUAUUGAAGAAGAUAAAAAAACUACAGAGUCGAGUGUAACUAAAACAGAAAAAGGUGACACAUCUGAACCGGAGAUGACAAGUAAACCCGACAUUCCCAUGAAAAAGAAAAUCAAGACAGAGCUCAGUAAAGUCUCUUCAAAACUCGACGAUUCAGAUCCUUCCACAUCCGAGUCUCCGAGUGAUUCUUUCAAAAGUAUAUCUGCUCAUGACACUGACUUAACCCCAGACAUUCCAAAGAAAAUGAGGCAGAGGUCAUUGGAAAGUUCCGACAGGGAAACUUCUGAAAAGAAACCUUCUCUUCCUCCUAAAAAGCCAAGAAAAGGUGUGUCAUCCGAUGCCUCGUGUGAGUCUUUGUCUUCUUCGGUGGAGUCUUUGCCUUCUUUCGAGUCGGCUUCAUCAGCUUCCAGCGAGCCCGGUGAGGAGAAAGUCGAAACUCCGAGUGUUCCUGCACGCAAGUCAAGGUCACCAAACUUGUCGUCUGCUGCCAGAGCAAAACGUGAUGAAAGUGAGGACAGCUCAACUUCUUCAUCUGUGAGGCUUAGAAGAAAAGAUUCUAGAAAUCCAUCUAUAGACCUUAGCCAGAAAAGAGCAUCAAUUGAUGAACAUGUUAUAAAGUUGCAGAACGAGGGAAAGUGCCCCAACAAGGAAAUAGCCUUCAUUGCAGCAAAGCUGAUUGAAAUGCAAUUUGAAGAAGAAGACGCCUUAUUGGCUGCGAGGCAGUGCAGCAGUGUAUAUCAUGCAGUCAAGUUUCUGACACAGCUGUGCGAACUCUGCAAUUGCCGAUUUCCAAUUAACCAGAUAUCGUCCAUGGUCCAUUGCUCCCAUAGAGCGUGCAAGGAGUGCUUGAAGGCCCAUUUCACCUCUCUGGUCUAUGACCGCAGCAUCUUCACCCUGCUCUGCCCCGUUUGCCACAAACCAGACAUCACCGACUCUAACAUUCAGGAAUAUUUCAAUCAUCUGGAUAUGAUGUUAAGAAAUGUGUUAGACAGUAGAGUUUAUGACUUAUUCCAAAGCAAACUCCGUGAUGAAGUCUUAACCAAAGACCCAAAUUUCCAUUGGUGUUCUCAAUGCUCCUCUGGCUUCAUCGCGAGCCCACGUCUGAAGAAACUAUAUUGCCCUGAUUGUUCUGCAAUCACCUGUGCUCUUUGUCAUCAAACUUGGGAAUUAGAGCAUGAGGGUGUUCAUUGUGAGCGUUUCCAGCAGUGGAAAGACAUGCAUACACCAGAACCACCCCCUGCUGGCCUCGUCAAACUCCUGACGGAUCGAGGAAUAUCUUGUCCGUCCUGUGGUAUUCUUUUCCCUCAAGCGUGCGCUGGCUGUAUGAUGUACAAGUGUUCGCAUUGCAGUUUUGAAUUCUGUGGUUUCUGCUUGAGACCGUGCAAAAGGGGAAGAGAUUGUGCCAACGAGGUAUGCGACUCUCGGGGCAUCCACAUUCAUCACCAGUCCAACUGCCUUUUCUUCUUGAGAGACAAGGAUAUUUCCGACUUGCAGAUGCUUUUAGAAGAAGAAUCUGUGAGCUAUCUGACCAUUCCACCGAAAAACCAAAUCGUGAAAAGCAGAUGCCAGGUUCGGGAACAGAAACAUAUCCAUGGUGCCAUCGCCGAAGACAGGUGUGGCAGGGAUAUCGAGCCUUACUGUGCAGGCUUGUGCAGGACACAUUACCUCGAGUACCUGGCCGAAUUGAUGCGAAAACAUAGAGUCGACCCGCUAUCGAUUAUGACGAUUCAAGAUCUCCAGCUCAUGCUGCGGAAAGCACGGAUAACAGUGCCUGAAAAAGUCAAAGGAGAAACUGAGGAUGAUUAUUAUGACAGACUGGUAAAAUAUGUUUCACUAAAGUUGGUAUGA